AGUCUGAAACAUUGAUUUUUUGGUUCGUUUCUCAACGAACAUCUUUUGAGUAGUCGAGUCAGCUUUCCCUAAUCUUGCAAGUGGGAAGAAAGAAAUUCUGUGUACAGCCUAGCCUACAGGGGUGCCUUGUCCUUUUCUUUCCCUUCCGUCCCACUUCUUCUAAGUAUCCAUUAUGGCAGACUCUGAAGUUGACCAAAUGUCCGAGGUCUCGAGCCCCAGUGAAGUCACCAUGGACUCGACCGAAGUAUUAGUUACCGCAUCGCCAGUAGAAACACCAGCAACUGACCCAUCUUCGGAGGCUGAAAAGGCUGGAGAGGAGGCCAAGUCCGCCAGUCUGGAAGCUAGUGCUGCCGCUCCCGCUUCGUCUUCAGGUGGCUUCUGUUGCAGUUUUGUUGCCAAUAUGAAUCCCAGAGCGCGUGACCUCAUCUAUUGGAAGGACCCCGUCCAGUCUGGAAUUUUCCUGGGAGUCUCCACAGUUGCCUUGCUCGCUAUGCGUUGCAAUGGCUUGGUCAAUACCGUGUCUUUCGUCGGACUCAUUGUCCUAUCCUUGUCAUUUGCCAUAACUGCUGUCUCGGCUCUUGCCAAGAAGUUCCUCGGCAAGGACUUGCCAAACCCACUGGCGCGAGUUCUCAGCCAACCCAUCACGCUUUCUGACGACCAGGUGGAAGGAUUCUCUCGCUGCCUUGCUGCCAAAUUUGAUAAGUCAUGCCAAGAACUUCGCCGACUUUACUGCAUUGUGGAUAUCUCGGACUCCUUCCAGUUCGGUAUUGCUCUAUGGCUGGUAUACUGGAUUACAAGCCGAAUUGGAUUCUUUGACCUGCUCCUCGUCGCUGUGAUCCUCCUCUUCGCCGUGCCUAAGCUGUAUGAAGUCUAUCAGGUCCAGAUCGACCAGGCUGUAGCCAAAGGUAAAGCUCAGACCGUACAGCUGUUGGAAAAGGCUAAGGCUGUACCGUACGUGGACCAGGUUGCCAAAAUCCUAUCUCCCAAGGAGAAAACACAGUAACACCACAACGGGUUGAGGGACUGUUUGGAAAUGUGGUUGCAACUUAUCACCGUGCUUUCCAUCCGUGUUGGCGCACUGUUUCGCUAGCGUGCUGCCGUGACGACGCAUGAGCGUUUUUGUUUGUCGACUGUCACUUGGCCACUUGCACAGCGUGCACCUAUGCAUGCAUGCUGUGGCUGCUUAUGCUGCUACUUACAAGUAACAUUUCGGCAUUCUUCGGAGUUUUAUGCUCGGCUCCCAACAGAUUUUUUCUCUUCAUCAAGUUGAUUUUUGCAAGAAUCAUGCUUAUACCCUUUUCCUCCUAACAUGACCGUUUUACACUCAUACGGCCAUACUCGGUGUAUACCAUUUUAUAAUAUACAUUUACACUCACUUUACUUUUUGCAUAUAUUCUCAGCAUCUCAAAAAAUGUUUAUGGCAGCAUGCAGCGCAGCAAAGCAGCAGCAGGAGGAGAUACAGUGAAAGAUUUAUUAUAGGAUGGAUGUACAUGUGUGUCACUCUGUUCAAUAUGGAA
Messenger RNA from Sycon ciliatum, 1517 nucleotides. RefSeq names its product reticulon-1-A-like. The transcript is spliced from 9 exons. NCBI's taxonomy places the organism in Eukaryota, Metazoa, Porifera, Calcarea, Leucosolenida, Sycettidae. The coding region runs from base 173 to 1003 and encodes 276 amino acids. Gene Ontology annotation, cellular component: endoplasmic reticulum membrane; axon. The record is from RefSeq and is a predicted model, not a curated record.